Messenger RNA from Lagopus muta (rock ptarmigan), 1371 nucleotides. It is a transcript of the gene TBPL1, whose product is annotated as TATA-box binding protein like 1. The transcript is spliced from 7 exons. NCBI's taxonomy places the organism in Eukaryota, Metazoa, Chordata, Aves, Galliformes, Phasianidae. The coding region runs from base 371 to 922 and encodes 183 amino acids. Gene Ontology annotation, biological process: DNA-templated transcription initiation. Gene Ontology annotation, molecular function: DNA binding; general transcription initiation factor activity. The record is from RefSeq and is a predicted model, not a curated record.
CCCUCCCGUCGCAGCGACUUCCGGUGGCCGCUCUAGCCGGCGUCGCGUCUAUGCCCGCGGCGCUGGGGGAUGUUUAUUGUCGCGGAGCCUCGGCCCGUCAUCCGGAACGCCGCCGGGCGCGAGCGGCGGGGCGCCUAGCAACCCUGCCAGCCGCCUCCCGCCCGUACGGUAACGGCUGCCGCGUGCCGCCGGGCCGCGCUCUUCCCCGCCGCCCGCGGGCCGCCGCUUAGCGGGCCCGGCUCCACCGCUAGCCUCUGCCCGAGGGACCCGGCUCCGUCGGGCGGCCGCUGGGAGCCCGCGCCCCUUCCUGCUGCGGGGGAUGUGAUCUUCAUGGUGAACUGGUGUGAGAACUGAGUUGUAAAUCACCCCAAUGGAUGCAGACAGUGAUGUUGCAUUGGACAUUUUAAUCACAAAUGUAGUGUGUGUUUUUAGAACAAGAUGUCAUUUAAACUUGAGAAAGAUUGCAUUAGAGGGAGCAAAUGUGAUAUACAAGCGUGAUGUUGGGAAAGUAUUAAUGAAACUUAGAAAACCUAGGAUUACAGCCACAAUUUGGUCCUCAGGAAAAGUUAUUUGCACAGGAGCCACAAGUGAAGAAGAAGCUAAAUUUGGUGCCAGACGAUUAGCUCGUUGUCUACAGAAACUAGGUUUUCAGGUAAUUUUCACAGAUUUUAAAGUUGUGAAUGUUUUAGCAGUGUGCAACAUGCCCUUUGAGAUCAGAUUGCCAGAAUUUACGAAGAAUAACAGACCUCAUGCUAGUUAUGAACCAGAACUUCAUCCUGCUGUGUGCUACAGAAUAAAAACUCUCAGAGCUACCUUACAGAUUUUUUCAACUGGCAGUAUCACAGUUACAGGGCCAAACGUAAAGGCUGUCGCCAGUGCUGUGGAGCAGAUUUACCCCUUCGUGUUUGAAAGCAGAAAAUAAGUUUUAUAACUCACCACUUGAUGGUUAGGUUCCCUAACCAAGCACCUUUAAAGACUGCUGCACAUUGGACUAAAAGCAAAAAGGAAAACUGGACCAACUAUAGCAGAGGAAUACAGACUUUUUUCUUGUUCAUGGCCACAGUAUAAACUCCAGUCCUUUUGGAUUUUACUCUUAACAGUGCUGUAUUGUAAAAACAGAAGUUUACAAGAUAUGAAAUUGCUGCUUUUAAAAAGACAUUCUAUUUAUUUUUGCAGUAAUUUCUGUGUAUUCAUAAGCAAAGCUGUCACGAUGUGCACUACCUUAAAAACUUUUUUUUUUUUAGUUUGAGCUUGUGUUUUAUUUGUGAAUAGUCUUUUACAUUUUUGUAUGCUGAAUAUUGGGCACCAAAGAAGCUGUAAAAGUUAUCUUUUUCACCUGAUGAAUGUGCACAAAUAAAAGUUUGGAAAAUA